Nymphaea colorata (pocket water lily) is the source of this 4733-nucleotide messenger RNA. RefSeq names its product U-box domain-containing protein 33-like. Lineage: Eukaryota; Viridiplantae; Streptophyta; Magnoliopsida; Nymphaeales; Nymphaeaceae. Gene Ontology annotation, biological process: protein phosphorylation; protein ubiquitination. The record is from RefSeq and is a predicted model, not a curated record. Bases 1075 to 3654 code for a protein of 859 amino acids. The transcript is spliced from 8 exons. Gene Ontology annotation, molecular function: protein kinase activity; ubiquitin-protein transferase activity; ATP binding.
AGGAAUGGCAUUUAUUAGCAAUACCCAAAGAUGGAAGUUUUUUAUUCCCUUCUUACCGCAGCAAGAAAUUCUUCCUUUUCCAUUUCCCGAAAGCGAACGAGCCAUGUGGUUUCCAACUUUAUCGUCACAACGGAUCAAAUCCCGGGUGUAUGCAGAUGCCUUCAACCGAGCUCAACAGCUUCCGCUUCGUCGGAGGAGGAAGAGGAAUAUUCCAGGAUCGUCCCCAACAGCGGGCGUUGACUCUGCAAGUCAGAAACAAAAGGAGAGGUGGGAGAUGGGAGGCGGAAGGUUCCUUCAAGGUCGAUCCAUGGAUGAAGAAGGCCAACGCAAGUAAUCACUUUUCGAAUUUGGGUUUCAGUUGAAACAUUCUUAAUUCAUGUAAAUAAAAUAAUGGAAAGAACAGAGGAAAGCCAACAAGGAAAAUGUGGAUAGUUCAGGGAAGGCGGGGGGUUUCGUCUGCCACUAGAAAAAACUGCGGUGUCGUGGGAGGGAAGUUCGAUCCUUGGUGGAUGACAUGAGAUCCUGUUUGGAUGGCUACCUCUUCGAGAUUUACCUUCGCUUUCUCUUCAAAUUUCCCAAUUUCGGCGACCAGGAACCGGUGGGGUGCCCAGGGAUCAUAUUAAAUUACUAGGGGUACGGACUUUGAAAUUCCCUGGAAAUCGCGGUUUAUUUCCCCGGUAAAAAGGAAAAGGCAGAAUUUGGACUCCGGGGAUCCUUCCUAGGUUCAGAAUUUCGGCCGGGCAGAAUCACGUUUCUUGAUCUAAAUUUUAGGCAGAAUUUGGCACAUUUAAAAGCUCGAUGUGCAGUGCAGUUUGUGGACCUGUGGUGCUUGUAACUUCCGGUGGGAUCAUUUGCCGUGCGGUAGAAGAAACAAGAACAGGCCGCGUCCUUGCUUCGCUUGCUCGAGCGCGGGAACGGAACGACGCUGCAGAAUCGAUGAGUUAGAAGAUUAGGAUCUUCUGAAACGGCGGGAAAACCCGGAAGAGCGGGAGGCUGUUGAUCUUCUGAGCGGGAAAGAAACGGAAGCGAGAUUUUGCUGCGCUGCGGUUUGAGGGUGCGCUGUGGGUCAUUUGGAUGCCAGAAUCCGGUGGAUUCCACGACCUGAUUGCGACGGAGGAGAUCGCGGCGGGUCAGAGCAGGGAAGGAAGGGAUGGGGCGGAGAGCCGAGCUGGUUCGCCGUCGCCAUCGUCGAGAAAAGUGUAUGUGGCGGUGGGGAGGAACAUGAAGGAAGAGAGGAACAAACUUCUAUGGAGCCUUGAGGCCUACCAAGGAGCGAAGGUGGUGAUCCUUCACGUUCAUCAGCCCGACCAAAUGGUCCCUGGCCCUUUUGGGGGGAAGAUGCACGCUAGCAAGUUGAAGGCGUCCGAGUUAAAGGCAUUCAGAGAGCUGGAGCGACAGGAGAUGACGCAAGCAAUUGAUGGCUACUUAUUGCUUUGUGCCUCCAAAAAGGUAGAAGCAGAACGUCUCGUUAUUGAAUCGGAGGACGUGGGGAAAGGAAUAGUGGAAUUAGUUGCUCAACAUGAGAUUGAGGAGCUUGUCAUGGGGGCUGCUGCUGACAAAAAUUUCUCCAAGAGGAUGAAGACGCCCACCUCAAAGAAGGCGAUCUACGUGAACCAGCACGCCCUCCCGUCGUGCCGGAUACGGUUCGUCUGCAAGGGCACCCACAUCCGAACCCGCGAACCUUACGCCUCGCUGUCGUCUCCCGCGGUGACGCCGAGCCCCACCCACCCCUCCUCCGGUUCCGAAGGCGGCCGCCGGAGCUCCUCAUUCAGCCGCUGGUUUGGCUCCCCGCAGUCGAACUACGCCAACUCGCCGUCGCCGGAGGAUGCGAUCGGAAGGACGGAGGAGGUGCCGAGGAGUCUUUCUCUUAAUUCCGUGGGGACGACUUGGUCUUCGUGCGAGGAUGGGCAGUGUUUGUCGUCGCGGGCGUCGUCCUCGACGCUGUCAAUGGAGAGGACCGGCGGCGAAGAUGGUCCGCCGAUGGAACCGGGUGUGGACGCUCCCAUAGCCGCUGAUCGUUCAUUCCCGCAGACAGAGACUUCUGAAGAACAGUUUCAGCAACAAUCCCUGGAAAUGGAAGGAAUGCUGGCCCGGUUGAAGAAAGCCAUGGAAGAAGCACAGGCUUCGAAGAAGGAAGCGUUUCAGGAGUCACAGUGGCGACAGCAAGCAGAGCAGGAGGCCCUCGAGGCCCUACGAAAAGCAAGGAUAGCGGAGGUUUUGUCCGCAAAAGAGCAGAGGUUGAGGAAAGAGGCAGAGGCAGCGCUGUCAAAAGAAAGACUUGAGCUGGAAAAGCUAGUGGAGCAACACAAGGAUGCCGUGGAAGAGAUACGUGAGAUGUCCGUCGAGAAAGCUUCGCUUGAGAGAAGCAUCACAGAAGUGGUGCGUGAGUUGGAAGAGAAGAAUCAAAAGUUGGACGACCUUCUGCACGCGUUGGAUGAGAUGGAGAGGGAAAAGCUGGAGAUGCAGCGGCAGAUGGAAGAUGCAAUGGCAAAGGUUGAAGAGCUCAACAUCCGGCAGGAGGAAUUUGGUGAAGCGUCUCGAAUGGCGCACAGUUUCACGGAAUUCUCUCUGGCAGAGCUGGUAGAUGCUACCAACGGGUUUGACCCAGGAUUGAAGAUAGGGGAUGGAGGAUUUGGCACAGUUUACAGAGGACGAAUACGCUAUACGACUGUUGCAAUCAAGAUGCUGAACUCUGAGAGCAUGCAGGGAGGGUCUGAAUUCCAUCAAGAGGUGAAUGUUCUCAGUAGAAUGAGACAUCCGCAUCUUGUCACCCUUAUUGGCGCAUGUACUGAGUCGUGUGCACUUGUCUAUGAAUACCUUCCGAAUGGCAGCCUGGAAGACAGACUAAGCUGUAAGGACGGCACCCCACCAUUGACAUGGCAAGCCCGGACUAGCAUUGCAGCAGAAAUCUGCUCUGCACUUCUCUUCCUCCAUUCUGCUGGUGUCGUUCACGGGGACCUCAAGCCUGGAAACAUCCUUCUAGAUUCCAAACUUUCUGCCAAAAUCGGUGACUUUGGGAUCUGCCGUCUCCUCCCAGAGCAGGACUCAACUGUCAGCCUUUGCGUCACCACCAAUCCCAAGGGCACAUUCGCCUAUAUGGACCCAGAGUUCCUUGCUACCGGCGAGCUUACACGGCUUUCCGAUGUCUACUCAUUUGGGGUUAUAAUUCUGCAGUUGCUCACAGGGAGGCCACCAUUGUGGAUAGCUAGGGAUGUCCAGAAGGCACACUUUGCUAGGAAUUUGCAGGCAAUCAUUGAUCCGACAGCCGGUGAUUGGCCAUUUGUUCAGGCAGUUCAGCUGGCCAACCUUGGGCUGGAAUGCUGCAACAUGAGCCGCAGAUGCCGGCCAGAUCUGGAAACAGAAGUUUGGAGGGUCUUGGAGCCAUUGAAGGGUUCACUAGCACCAUCAACACAUUCCAUGGUGACAGAUUCUCGACGGCCUCCAGAAUAUUUCAUCUGUCCCAUAUUCCAGGAAAUCAUGCGAGAUCCUCAAGUGGCAGCUGAUGGUUUCACAUAUGAAGCAGAGGCGUUACUGGGAUGGCUGGACAGUGGCCAUGACACUUCUCCAAUGACGAACUUGAAGCUUAGCCACCUCAACCUGACACCAAAUCGUGCUCUUCGCUCUGCAAUCCAAGAGUGGUGUAGUCACUCCUGAUCAGGUCAGUCUAGGAAGUUAGGAACCAGAGGACGCAUUCAACUCCACGAUUUCUGUAUGGUCAUUGAAGGAGAAAAGCCAUCCUUCUCUCUGUUACAAGGAAAUUAAGUUUGAUGAAUAUUCCAUGGGAAGUUGAUUAUGACUCUGGAAGAUUCAAUGUUGCAUGAAAUCGCUGCGGGUCUUGUUUGUGAGAUCCAUCAAUAAAUGCACUGGGAAUGCGGUUCAGUCACUACACCUGCUAGUGAUCCCUUGCCCAUUCUUGUCUCAAGUCCAGAUUGCUCGCAACGUGGUUGCACGAACUUCAUGCAAUUGCACUUCAAAAAUUACAGUUUGAAGACUUUUUCGAAAAUCUUACUGUAUGAAUUUAAUCUUCAUGGUCUGGAACUUUCAAUCUAAUCUCCUGGAUUAUUUUAUGCAGUAGUGGUGUACAUAAGAUUUACUGGAAUUGGAAUUUCAGUGGACUAAACAUGUUGAAAUUUUGAAAAACUCUGUUAUAAAAUUUUUAGAAACCUGAAUAAAGUGAUUCAAGAAUCUUUGUUUUCUAGGUUUUGGUCUAUGAUGUUGAAGUCCGUUUAACUAGCUUUUCCAGAAACGCUUGCAAAAUUGACCUCUGAAGGUGUAAUUUCAUAAAGUUUGUGCAAUAACGUGACACCUGAUCUAGCAUGAAUCCUCAAUUCCUCGUCCAUGGUCGCAGGUUGGAAACUGUUGUAACUUUCCAACAAAAGAACUGUAAGUAACUUGGUGCUGGUGGUCCACGGAGACAGAAAGUUGAAGUGCUGUCCACAUUAUGAUAACGGUGGCAGCUUUUCCCUGUAACUUGUAGCCCAUGAAAAAGGUCAGCCAGCAAAAGGAAACAGCUUGUCAUUGGCCUUCACAACCUGCAACAGAGGCAUGUUUCUCUUUGUUUUUUUAUUUAUAGUGGUUGUAUAGUGUCUAUUGUUCCUGCUAUGCGUAAGCAUCGACCUUACACUGCAAAUACUUGUAUAUUACCUUUGUAAACUGAAAAAUCCCCUUUCUUUUUCUGUGGUCCUGUGGGACAAACUCUGCAUAACAUUAGAAACUUCCAACCUUUUACAUUA